This is a messenger RNA of Chaetomium fimeti, 2181 nucleotides long. RefSeq lists its product as uncharacterized. The record is from RefSeq and is a predicted model, not a curated record. Bases 99 to 1760 code for a protein of 553 amino acids. The transcript is spliced from 3 exons. NCBI's taxonomy places the organism in Eukaryota, Fungi, Ascomycota, Sordariomycetes, Sordariales, Chaetomiaceae.
CGGUACAGAUGAGAUGGUUUCUCACCCGACUCCGCCAGGUCUAUCGCAUCGCUACCCAGCAUAGUGGCAGGUAGUUGAGAAACAACAAGGGUCCCAAGAUGUCCGGCUUCGAGGUCGUAGGCAUCGUCCUGGCCGUUCUGCCUCUGUUUGUCGAGGCUAGCAAGGCAUCCCAAAGCCUCCGUGGGGCUGCCUCGUCCACAUUGAGGGACGAGAAGCUGUCCGAGUUCUACGAAACCUUUUGGUGGGAGACGUACGAGCUGCAACAACAGAUGGAAAAAGUGGCCAUGGCGUUGCCAAAUUUAUCGGAGGAGAGGAAGAGGGAGAUCGUCGACAGCAGAGACCUGGACAGCUGGGCCCAAGCAGCAGACGUCGCACAAGCCCUUCAGGACUUUUUCCCGUCCCAGGAUGACUAUCUUGCGUUCCAGAAAGUCAUGGCUAAGGUGCUAGAACUUCUGGCUCGCCUCGUCAAAGACGAGACCGUACAUAUUUCCAAGUGCGAGACCGAUCAACGGAAAAUGUAUCAGAAACUCAAGAAGUUCCAGGAUGACCGGAACGCCAGCAGACUGUCCAGCGGUUUCCGCGAGCGCUUCCGCUUCCUCAGGAAGGAGAAGGACCGGGAGACCUGCCUGAAGAACCUCAAGACCUGGAAUAAGCGAAUUCGCGUCGUCGUGGACUCGGCAAACACUGCGGCUGAUCGGAGGAAGGCCGUGGCCAUCGCUGCCCCGGUAUCGCAGGCAUUAUCCCUGCUGAGGACCCUGUCCCAAAGACUGUUCAACGCGGUGUGGAAAUCCUGGUCCUGUGACUGCGCAGAAGGCUCGCAUGAGGCGCGCUUCUCCCUCGCGAGCUGCAACGGUGCGGCCAGCCCAAGAGAUCUCAAAGGCAGCCUGAGCCAGGCCGGGGUCGACAUCUCCUUCGACUUCCUGGUCUCCCGUUCUCAACCCCAGACGCCAUGGAAAUGGAGCGAGGGCACCGUCACAAUAAAGCCUGCGAGCAACAAAAAUGCUCAGAAUCGAGCCGAACUAGAGAGAAUCUGCGAUGCCAUACGGGACGCCUCCAGUUCUAACCACUGCCUCCAGCUUCUCGUCGAGGACUUUGAGCAGACGCAGCGAAUGUGGCGGCUCAACUGGCGAGACUCACGUCUGCAGUACGUGCAGACAAAGCCAGAUGUCUCGCUCCAGAUAAUGAUGCAGCGUUACCCAACACCUCCCCUAGUCGAACGGCGCCGCCUCGCUCUAAUUCUGGCUUACUCGGUCCUACAGCUGCACGAAAGCCCGUGGCUCUGCGAACAAUGGAGUAAGGAGAACAUACGCUUUUUCUCCACGGCCGGUGGCGUCGACUUGAGGCACCCCUACAUGAGCACCUCGUUCAACAAGUUCCCCUCGGGCACCGAGCCAUCUAGUCUCGACCGCUUUCACCGGCACCCGGGGAUCCUCCGACUUGGUAUUCUGCUCAUUGAAAUCCACCGCUGGAAGCCCCUCGAGGAUUUCUGGACCCCCGACGACCUCGUGGCCGGGAAGCCCACCGUGAAUACGGAUCUGCAGGUCGCGAGGCGUGUGCUGUGGUCGCAGGCUCUGGCAGAUUGCUUCCCUACCUAUCUGGGUGCCAUAGAUGCCUGCCUACAGGUGGCCUGGGCUCCCAGUGGCUCCAGGGUGAGCCUUGAGGAUACCGAGACGCAGGCGGGCAUAUACCGCGAUGUCAUUGAGCCCAUGGAAAGAGAGGCAGAGCUUGGUAAUUACUGUGCGGGAGAGAGAGCACCCUGAUAUAGCUGGUGUAAAUUUAAUCAUCUAGCGGGAAUACAAGGACGGAAGCUGUGAAGCCCACUACCCCAGAACAAAACCCAUAACCUGAACCAGACCCAGCCCUAAAACUCAGAGGCAACCAACAAAUACGACUGCAUCUGUUCAGGUUUCGGGGUUACGUACUGGAGCAGAGUUCCUGGAAGAUGUCCGCGUCCGGCUUGAGGAGAGUUCGGCAUCUCGACAGAGUCUCCACAAGAUUGGGAGCGGCGUGUAGCUAAUACCUAUAAGUCAUAGGCAAGCCGAUCAUGGUUCAAGAAAUUGGUUUAGGUAGAUACUGACAUUGGAAGCAAUCAUCAAGUCAUGCGCCGCCGGGUCGAAACCCUGCUCGACGGGGUUUGCCGCGAUGUCGCAGACCGCAAACCAAACUUGAGGUUGUCAACGG